Brienomyrus brachyistius is the source of this 2559-nucleotide messenger RNA. RefSeq names its product DEAD (Asp-Glu-Ala-Asp) box helicase 21 (gene ddx21). The record is from RefSeq and is a predicted model, not a curated record. Bases 87 to 2360 code for a protein of 757 amino acids. The transcript has 16 exons. Gene Ontology annotation, molecular function: ATP binding; RNA helicase activity; RNA binding. NCBI's taxonomy places the organism in Eukaryota, Metazoa, Chordata, Actinopteri, Osteoglossiformes, Mormyridae.
AGAAUCCACUCUGAUUCGACGCUGCGCCCGUUUCCGGUCCUUUUUGCGUCCGUGGACCAUCUGACGGAACGCUGCUUUGAACCACGAUGCCAGUUAAGAUCAUACUAGAAGCGGAGGAUGAACCGGAGACCGCCAUGGAGAACGUUAAACCCCCGAAGGUUAAGAAUGGAAAGAUGAAGAAAAAGAAGAAUCUUCCAGCAGAUGAAGCGGCUGAACAAGACCUGCCGAUCCCGAAGAAGAAGAGGAAGAAAGAGGGGGCGGAGCCAGCCGUGAUGGCAGGCAUGAAUGGCGCCGCCAACGGGAAGCUGCCUGUCGAGACCGCAGUGACCCCACAGAAGCAGCAGGAUGUGCUGGCCAAUGGUGGCCUGCCAGUCAGCAGCCAGGAAACAGGAGGUUCACCGCCAGACUCCUCGCCCAUCCACGUGAGCGACCAGAGCACCAGUGAUACCGAGACAGAGGAAAGUCCAGAACAAAGAGAGGGGGCCUUCUCUAACUUCAGGAUUUCCAAAGACACCAUUAGACUGCUCCAAGCCCGUGGUGUGACCUACCUGUUUGACAUUCAAGUGAAGACCUUCAACUCUGUGUAUGACGGGAAAGACGUGGUGGCCCAGGCACGCACUGGCACUGGCAAGACCUUCUCCUUCGCCAUCCCACUCAUCGAGAGGCUGACGUCGGCUACCGAGGAGCGAAAGCGCGGCAGAGCUCCCAAGGUCCUAGUUCUCACCCCUACCAGAGAGCUUGCCAUCCAGGUCGCCAAGGACUUCAAGGAUGUGACCAAGAAGCUUGUCGUCUCCUGUUUCUAUGGUGGAAGCUCCUAUAACCCUCAGAUGGAGAGCAUUCGCAACGGCAUCGACAUCCUGGUGGGUACUCCGGGCCGCAUCAAAGACCUAUACCAGAACAGCAAGCUGGAUCUGACCCAGCUGAAGCAUGCGGUUCUAGAUGAGGUGGACCAGAUGCUGGACAUGGGUUUUGCUGAGCAGGUGGAGGACAUCCUGGCGGCCUCCUACAAAAAAGGGUCACAGGUCAAUCCGCAGACGCUGCUAUUUUCGGCUACCUGCCCCCACUGGGUCUAUGACGUGGCCAAGAAGUACAUGCGUCCCGAGUAUGAGCAUGUGGACCUGAUCGGCAAGAGGACUGCGAAGACUGCCACCACUGUGGAGCACCUGGCAAUAGCGUGCCAUUGGUCUCAGCGGGCGGCGGUGAUCGGCGACGUCAUCCAGGUGUACAGUGGCAGCCAUGGCCGAACCAUUAUCUUCUGUGAGACCAAGAAGGAGGCCACAGAACUCUCUCUGAACACAUCCAUGAAGCAGAGUGCCCAGUCCCUGCAUGGAGACAUCCCCCAGAAGCAGAGAGAGAUCACGCUCAAAGGCUUCAGGAAUGGCUCCUUCGAGGUGCUGGUGGCCACUAACGUGGCAGCCCGGGGCCUCGACAUUCCCGAAGUGGACCUGGUAAUCCAGUGCUCGCCCCCUAAGGACGUGGAGUCCUACAUCCACCGCUCGGGGCGGACUGGCCGGGCAGGUCGGACAGGUGUCUGCAUCUGCCUUUACCAGCGCAGGGAGGAAGAGCAAUUGCGUUUCGUGGAGCACAAAGCGGGCAUCGCGUUCAAGCGUGUUGGGGUGCCCACCGCAAACGACAUCAUCAAAUCGUCCAGUAAGGACGCAGUAAGGUACCUGGACGCAGUGCCCUCCAUAGCCAUUGAGUACUUCCGCUCGGCGGCAGAGCAGCUGAUUGCAGAGCGGGGGGCAGUGCCGGCACUGGCGGCCGCACUGGCCCACAUCUCCGGGGCGACAGCACUGGAGCAGCGUUCGCUGCUGAACUCUGAUGCGGGUUAUACCACCAUCCUGCUGAAGUGCUCCCAGGAGAUGCACAGCAUCAGCUAUGCCUGGAAAGCCCUGAAGGAGCAACUGGGGGAGGAGAUCGACAGCCACGUACAGAGGAUGACUUUCCUCAAGGGCAAAAUGGGAGUCUGCUUUGAUGUCCCAGUUGACCGAGUGAAGAGCGUCGAGGAGGUGUGGCAGAAUAGCCGUCGGUGGCAGAUGUCUGUUGCCACAGAGCUCCCGGAGUUGGAAGAGAGCCGGAGGAUUGGUGGAGGUGAUCGGAAUUCUGCAGGAGGUGGCAGACACUUCUCUCGUGGUGGCAGUGGCCGAGGAGGGGGCGGCCGCGGUGGCAGUGGCCGAGGAGGGGGCGGCCGCGGUGGCAGUGGCCGAGGAGGGGGCGGCCGCGGUGGCAGUGGCCGAGGAGGGGGCGGCCGCGGUGGCCGGGGCCGGGGUGGCUGCGGGAGCCAUGGUGACCGUUCCAGGAGUAACGACAACAGUGGAAGAGGUCAGAAGAGAAGCUUCAACAGGGCCUUCGAUUACUGAUGAACCAUCAGCCUCCGCUGCUGGACCCUGGGCCUUGACCAGACUGUGGACUCCACCCCCAGACUGCCACAUUCCUGUCCCCCUCUCACUCUCUUAGGAGGGAUCUUCCAUCUGAAACAUAAAUACAUGUCAGUCUUGCUUUCAAAGCUUUUAUUUGUCCGAUGCUGUGUAUGAGUCUCAGUAAAACUGCUUCUUAAGA